GCAGCAGCAGCAGUCGACGAAGGAAAUUGGACAGGGACUUUGAUGUGAAACGGAAGGGAGGCGGCGAUAGAAAGCGAGAGACAGGAAGGGCGCCAGAGGGCCAAAGGGCAAUUGAAGGGGAAGGAGAAGGGAAGGGAAUAGUGUGCAAAUUGAUAUUGUCUAGCAGCAUGGAUGAGGAGCACGACGACGAUCAAAUAAUAUGAGAUUAGAUGGGGCUUUAGAGCCCCGGCACCGUCACGGUCACGGUCACGGAGCUGCCAUCCUCAAGGGCCGCUUCCAUGGUGUUGCCCCACUGAGGCGCGAGACGCGUGAAAAAUGUGAGACAAAGCGAAACAAACAAGCUGACGAAGACGACGAUGCAGCCACAGAUGCUGAGUGUUUGACCAGCAGCAACAACAACACCAGCAGCAAGAGGACAACAAUCAGCAGCAGCAACAACAGCAGCAACAGCAACAACUGCCACUGGCCGCUGGCAAAAAAAGCCAACUUGGACUUCAACUUUGAGGGCAUCUCCACGGCAAGAGCAACAGCCCCAAGAGCUGGAGCCCAGGCCACUUCUUUGUGCGACGGAAACGUGAAACGCUCCUCCAUUGUCGCCACCCUAAAAAAGCGUGCCCAGCCAUCGUUAAUGCUAAUGGCCGCCACUGAGGGGCCAAAGAACCCCAUUCCGAACCCGGACCCGAAUCCGAACCCGAACCCGAAGAAGAGCAUUAGCAUGGGCAGGAGCGGGAGCGGGAGCAGGAGCAGGAGCAGGCGCCAAGGCAUUGGCCCGGCCCUGGAGCGAGGUUGGGCUAAGGAAUGGGAUUUGGGCUUGAGCCGGCACUGGAGCUGUGACUGGGGCUGGGGCGCUCCCCUCAGCACGUUUGUCCUGUGCCUGAUUUCCGUCAUUGCCCUGCUGCCGCCUCUAACGCUCGGCGAUGACGGUGAUAAUUUCUUUGCCGUAAAUGCCUUCAGCGCGGGACCGGAGACGACAACCCCAGAGUUCGAUUAUGCCAGCCGCGGAGUGAAGAAGUUUGGGGACAAGUGCGAUAACACCUUGGAGUGCGGUUUCCCCGGCUCCAUAUGCGAUCCCAAGAAGAAGUCCUGCCAGUGCACCGAGGAUCUGGCCGUCACCAAUCACUAUGAUAAAUGUGGCAAAGAGGCCGCCGUGAACGAGUCCUGCUUCUUCAACGAGCAGUGCGAACAGAAGUACUUUCAGACGGAGUGCCGCGACGGACGAUGCGCCUGCCGCUUCGAGAUGUCGCCCGUUUGGGGCAAGGAUGGCACUGUGGAGUGUGCAGGGCGCCAGGACAAGCGGGGACCCGAGACCUACAUCGAUCCGGCCAUGAUUGGCGUGCUGGUAGGAAUGGCAUUGAUGUUUAUUAUUAUUUGUGUCGUCCUGCGAUUGUUUAGCCAAGCCCGCUGGCAUGAGAACCGGACCAUCUUCAACACGCCCAAUCCGCGCCUGAUGAACGUCUCGCUGCUGCGCGACAGCAAGCUGCUCCACGGGCAGGAGCGACGAGGCUCCCGGAUGUCGGUGCGCGCCCCAUCCCGGCAGCCCAGCAUGGCCUCGCUGCGUCCGCACUCGCCCAAUCCGUCGCUAGGUAAGACAGGUUCCGAUGAACACGGCAACGGCAGCAACGCCUCGGGCACAUCAGUGCGGUCCAAUCGCAGCAAUUCGGUGGCUCCAGGCAAGAUUUCCCAUCAUGAGCGCCACGGAUCCGCACAUCGCCAGCACCACCCCCAUGGACACCAGCCGCAGCACCACCAGCAGCAGCAGCAGCAGCAUCAUCACCAGCAGCUGCAGCCCCAGUCGCAGCCGCAGUCGCCCCAGGAGCAGGCACUGAUCACCAACAUCACCACCAAUCCGGUGGCCGAGAGCGUGACCGUCGAGAUCAUCGAGCCGGGACAGAAGUAGGACGAGCAGCAGCAGCAGAAGGAGGAGGCAGAACAGCAAGGCGAGGAAUGGAGCAUGGUAUGCUAGACCAGAUUAAUGGCGAACUCUCUGACACGAACACUGAACACUGAACACGAAUUCGAAUCGUCGAUAUACGAGUAAACACACAUACACACAUAUAUGCGAUGUACUUAGUCACGAUAUAUGCACGCGAUAAUAAGGCUGGCUCCCCCGGAUGGGCGGGGCUAGGCCCGACACUCACACAUGAUGCCAUUGUUAGACUCUUUUUGACACAGACAAUUUUUGCAAUUAGUGGAAAAUUUUUGAACCAAACCAAUUAUAUACUUAUUAUAUAUAUAUUGUACGAAGCAUAUAACAACUUUUGCUGACACCCUCACACAUACACCCAAGAAAAGCAAAAACAAAAACAAAGACAAAAACAAAAACAAACAAAGAAAAUGCUAAUGAAUUACUAACGAUAUAUGCAUAUAUAGCGAGCAAAGCGUACAUUGAACAGAUAUACGCGACUACACCGUAAAAAAUAUUGAAAAAAACCUUGCAUAACAAAUUCAUACUAAUCUUUUUUUUCAACCAAAAAAAAAAGCAACAAAAAACAAACAAAGAAAGAAAACCA
This is a messenger RNA of Drosophila persimilis, 2510 nucleotides long. RefSeq lists its product as uncharacterized. The record is from RefSeq and is a predicted model, not a curated record. Bases 200 to 1897 code for a protein of 565 amino acids. Lineage: Eukaryota; Metazoa; Arthropoda; Insecta; Diptera; Drosophilidae. The transcript is spliced from 7 exons.